Messenger RNA from Etheostoma spectabile (orangethroat darter), 5948 nucleotides. RefSeq names its product retinoid X receptor, alpha a (gene rxraa). The record is from RefSeq and is a predicted model, not a curated record. The transcript has 11 exons. Gene Ontology annotation, biological process: regulation of DNA-templated transcription. Gene Ontology annotation, cellular component: nucleus. Gene Ontology annotation, molecular function: nuclear steroid receptor activity; sequence-specific DNA binding; zinc ion binding. The coding region runs from base 370 to 1884 and encodes 504 amino acids. NCBI's taxonomy places the organism in Eukaryota, Metazoa, Chordata, Actinopteri, Perciformes, Percidae.
AAGGCUCCUGUUUGUGGCGGUGUCGCUGCAGCCCGGCCUGCGUUGGUGGGAGUACCCCCUGCACAGGUCCCUUUUGCAGUGCAGCUCCAGUAGUUGGAGUUGCUGUACACCGGAGCACGAGAGGGAGAGGAGCGCGAGCGCAGCAGCUCAUUGAGCAAACAGAGGUAGAGAGACGUUAUCUUUUGAGACUAUCACACGUUGAGCUGUCACUUUUACGCUUCGUGUCGAGUCUGCUUGAAGAGAACCGCAGCAGGAGCAGCAGCCGCCGCAGCAGCGCCCUGGUCCGGUCUGGUGUGCUCGAGCAGCCGCCAGUGAAAAACUCCCAGACGCGGUCGUCUCAGCUGGCAUGAGCUAACCUACCAGACAGACAUGGAAACCAAACCGUUCCUGUCAUUGGGGUUCCUGAAGCCCCAGUGCUCGUUGGCUCCUCCCAUGCAGCGAGGCCGCUCGGCUGAGGCUUGUUCCUGUUUCAGCGGCAUGUGUCCCCUCCAUCAGCGCCGCCUAUCCUCAGACUCAUCGGGGCACCUGACGUCGUCGCCCCUGGGCUCACCCACAUCCCACCGGGGAAUGCACCCAUCUCUGCUCAGUCCGACGUCCAUGGGGCCCUCCGGCUCUCUUCACUCUCCCAUCAGCACGCUGAGUUCGCCCAUGAACGGCCUGGCCUCCCCUUUCUCCGUCAUCAGCUCGCCUAUGGGUCCCCACUCCAUGAACUCACCCGGAAUGGGCUACGGCCCCAGCGUCAGCCCCCAGAUGUUCCAGCUGAACUCUCCGAUGAACUCUGUCAGCAGCACGGAGGACAUUAAGCCCCCGCUGGGCCUCAACGGCGUGAUGAAGGUGCCCGCCCAGCCCUCAGGCACCAUGUUGUCGCUCACCAAACACAUAUGCGCCAUCUGUGGUGACCGCUCCUCAGGUAAACACUACGGAGUAUACAGUUGUGAGGGCUGCAAAGGUUUUUUCAAAAGGACGGUGCGCAAAGACCUGAGCUACACCUGUCGCGACAACAAGGACUGUGUCAUUGACAAGCGCCAGAGGAAUCGCUGCCAGUACUGCCGCUACCAGAAGUGUUUAGCCAUGGGCAUGAAGAGAGAAGUUUUGUUACAUGCAGCCGUUCAGGAGGAGCGCCAGCGAGCCAAGGAGAGGAAUGAGAACGAGGUGGAGUCGACCAGCUGCGCCAACGAGGACAUGCCCGUGGAGAAGAUUCUGGAGGCGGAGCAGGCGGUGGAACCCAAAACCGAGACGUACAUAGAGACCAACCUUGGGGUGCCAUCCAACUCGCCCAACGACCCAGUAACAAAUAUCUGUCAGGCGGCUGACAAACAGCUCUUUACUUUGGUGGAGUGGGCCAAGAGGAUCCCCCACUUCUCUGAGCUGCCACUGGACGACCAGGUCAUCCUUCUACGAGCAGGUUGGAAUGAACUUCUCAUUGCAUCAUUUUCGCACCGUUCAAUAACGAUUAAAGACGGGAUCCUGUUGGCGACCGGGCUGCACGUCCACCGCAACAGCGCCCAUAGUGCGGGAGUGGGAGCCAUCUUUGACAGAGUGCUCACAGAACUGGUGUCAAAGAUGAGGGACAUGCAGAUGGAUAAGACGGAACUGGGGUGCCUUCGAGCUAUAGUCCUUUUCAACCCAGAUUCUAAAGGUCUGUCCAAUCCAGGUGAGGUAGAAGCUCUGAGAGAAAAAGUGUACGCGUCUUUAGAGGCCUACUGCAAACAGAAGUACCCCGACCAGCCUGGCAGAUUUGCCAAACUGUUGUUACGGUUACCAGCGCUGCGCUCCAUCGGCCUCAAGUGUCUGGAGCACUUGUUCUUCUUCAAGCUCAUCGGCGACACGCCCAUCGACACCUUCCUCAUGGAGAUGCUAGAAGCCCCCCAUCAAAUGACAUAAUAGCAGAGCCCUCCUCACCCUCCCCCAAACAUCUCCCACCGGCCAUGGAUCAGGAGAGAGUCCUUUUAAAAAAAAAAACUUAAAAAAAAAACUAAAACAAAACUUAAAAGUCCCGUCUCCAGCUAAGGGACAGAUGAUGUGACGACUAUGGAUGAAGAACCUCUCCGUUCUUUCCGUCCCUCCCUCUACCCCUCCUCCCUUUUUGAUGCGUUUCCAAAUAAUGAAUUCAUCAUGCCUAUGGGUCUGUUUAAUACCUUGUAAAAAUAUAUAAAUAAGGAAUAUAUAUAUAUAUAUAUAUAUAUAUAUAUAUAUAUAUGAAACUCACACAGCAACACAAGUGACAACCAUGGACUUUAUAUAAGGUCUGAUAGAAGACAAAAGAAAUGUAUUGAGCCAUCGUUUUCAUCCUUCCAUUUUUUCCUGCACCUGGACAAGAAAAAGCAGAGAUGGUCAGAUUUGAAACACCCUCAGCUUUGCUUGCAGGCAUUUUGAAAAACAAAACAAAACAGACGACGGUGAUGUCACAUUUGGACACUCAGCUUUGUGAUCGGGACAAUCGUGGACUGGGAGAGCCUCGGACCCGAGACCUCUCUCUCUCUCUCUCUUUCAGGACUGGACUUCACUAUCGGGGGGGGAGGGGGGGCGGCGCUCCUGCCGGGACUCUAAUGAACACGUCAGGUCUUGCACUAGCUGUGAGCUUUCUGGAGUAGAACUCAGAGGUGGCUUAACAAGACUGGAAGUGCUCAAAAACCUCAGGUCUCUGCCCAAAUCCAACACAUCCAAACCAUGUCUUACUCUAUUAGCACUGUGCAACGCCGCGGAGGACACGGCAUAUUAGCUCACCAGUCAGCCCUUUGGUUAAUGUUAAUUGAUUGGACGAGAGUCGGGAGAGCUUAUUAAGUACAAUCUGUGCGGUCCUUCGGCACUCAGGAAGAUUGCAGGCUGUUGUAAAUUAGCCACGCCUUAGCUGCCUCAUGCAACAUCCAUGAUGCUCUAAAAGGCUACCAGCAGGCGCAGGAACAACUUUGGUCAUCCUUAUUUCCAAGCCUUUGGGCCUGUGUUGCGACCUUACAGGUGAUCACGGCAAACUGGGCCGGCUGGAAAGCGAGGGCCUGGUCUCGUCGUGAGACACCGUGGCUUCACCCGGCCUUUCAAGCUCCUUUUUUUCCAUCCCUUCUCCAGCCUCUCUACUUCUCAUUUCCUGUGAAUUUCAGCACACCAUUUUACACCUCCACACUCAGAAAUCCCUUCUUGCUCCACGCAGCGGGUAUCAGUUUUACUUUUUAUCUGAAACACCUCAUAUCUACCUGUACAUAAAGUUACAACCGUCUACAGUAUUGACGUUAUUGUCAGCGAUGCACAGUUACCUCUGUUUCCAUCACUCCGACAGUCAGCUCCUGACACUCAUCGGACCAUUCACAGUAUGUGGGAGUCGUGCUUGUCGUUGCAGCAGAGCCAUUAUUUUUGUUUAUUUCUUUGUUACUUGGCACUUAACCUCAUGACAGCGGAGUCGGGUUCCUAAGCGGAGCGCUGGCGUUGAUGUAAUGGACCUCUGAGGUGGAAUUUGGCCCACGCCGGAUCAGGAACGCCCCGAUUGUUUUCCUCCUCGGAGGGGCGGCCACACUCGCUCUCUCUGCACUUCUCUGGACAACCAAGAGUCAUUCAAGUCAAACUGAAAUGUUAGACGUCUCCAUGUUAUGUAUAAAUAUGCUUUAUGCCCAUUUUCUGCUUUUUUUUUUAACAAAACAAAUUCCCUCCUCUCGUUUCUCUAACUGCUGCAACUGCUGCAAAACUAUGCAUCGAGUGCAUUUCCAAAGAUUGUCCUCAAAGCGGGUGCAUGUCGGCUCAAACAGGUCGAGUGUUUGACACGUGUGGGUUUGCUCGCUGUAUUACUUUCCUGGAGCAGAGAAAAGGCCUUACUUAGGUUAUUUCCCCCACUAUUCAGACAUGUGACAGUCAUUGUGUAGUGGUGUUGUUACCUAUCAGCCCUCAUCCGAAGGGGUUUUAUGGAGAAGUGGAGCAUAGCAGAGUUCAGGCACAUGAGGGUGAUAUGAGAAGAGGACUAAAAGAGAAUGAAAUCCAGGCUAAAUAUGCUUAGUCACUUUAUUCUCUUUCAUAAGCACCUUGACUAUCUGGACCUGGAUUAAGAACAACCCCGAGCACUGUGUUUUCAUCGUCCUUUCAUCAACUGAUGAUGGUUAUUGGUCUGAGGAGUAUGGAGUCCUGAGUGUGCCAUGUCAACCUUUUUUUCCAGUGUUUUGCAUUUUAAUCAACUCGUAGUUUUAAUACAGUUAAUGUAAUAUGGAUUAGAUUUGUAUUUCAAUUAUGCAUUGACAGAAAAUGCAGCAUAUGAUUCACCAAUAAUUGGAUUUUUAUUAAUGGAAUUGUAGUGCUGGUUUUGAUAAGGCUUUUAAUUGAAAUUGUUUAAGUAUACUAUGUGUCUAACCGUCUAUAUCAAAAUGAGUUUGUCUCCAGUUUACAAGUUACAUUUUCCCUUUAAUUUAAAGCGCCACAUUAUAAUGAGAUGAAGUCCAGGCCACAGAGCAGCAACACCAAGCUGUUGGUUUAUGAUCCGCCCUCUAAUCUGCUAAUUUUAUCGCUCAUUCUUUUUCUUCCAUUUGUCAACGACAUAAUAAUAAAGUCUGAAAAAAUCUAAUUAUUCAGGUGGCACCAUCAGGACUCCAUGUCUCCAUGAGCUGGGUUUCCUCCUUUCAAACAUCAAUGAUAAAAGACCAUGUGGUAAUUUUUCAUCCUGACUGGGGGUUUGGGGGUAACUUCACCCAUGGUAAUGCAGCUCUGUGACAGCGAUCCCCAGGCACCCUGGGAUCUCUUACCUUAUGAAGAAAAAGCAAAGAGUUGGUUCAGAUGCCAGCUCUAAAAUGUCAGAGACUGUGCAUUAGAUGCAAGCAGGACUACAUUUCCCUUUCAGUUGGAGAGCAGUUUGGAUGAGAGAGUGUGAGGGAUGCUGGCGGCGAUUUUAAGAGCUGUGCGCUCCCUCUAGUGAAGGAAACGCAGCAUUGCAACGUUACUUGAAUUCUUUUCUACAAGUAUUUAAUCAGACAAAAAGACGGCACUUUCUCUCUUAGGACUAAUGUUUAUUUUGAUCAGACAAAACCUCGGUGUCUGUGCUUUUUAAAACUGAAAAAAGAAGCAAUAACUUCAGAGUGACCUAUUGGCUUGUGGUUUUGAUCAUUACGCGACCGUUUCAGUGAGGUGGCCUGUACUAUAUUAACUAUCCAGGUGACCCUAUUGGCGGCCAGUCAGAGCUCCGUUUACAGUAUUUAUAUUCUGCAACCUCGUUUGCCUGUUAAAAACAAAAACUAAAUUUUGAUAAUACGUUAUCAACGUGGCUAGAAUUGCUGUUUUUUUGUUUUUGUUUUUUAAGAGGAAUGUUACCAAUUUGAAUCAAGCAAAGCAGAUAUUAAGAGAUUACACGUUUGUUUUUUUGCGACUGGGUAACUAAAAGCAAACUUUAAAGCGAAUAUCCCCCUGCUCCCUGAUGUCUCUUCCUCAGUUUACUGUGAUUGGCCAGCGCAGGUCUCUUAAGCCAUAACGUGGAUGAUGUAAGAGGAAAUGAACAGACAAGCAUCUUCUUGACUAGAUAAAGAAAGGAUCAUCCACAGGGAAUGAUCAACUACAUGAACGCUUUAUAACAUAAAGCUCUAUUUUGUUAAUAUGUAUAUGUGUAUAUAUUUAUAAAUAUAUAUCGACCGAUCUGUUCCUUGAGUAUUUCCAACAUUGAAAGAGGGAGACAAGUCCUUCAGACCAAGCUGUUCUACAACUCAGAGAUUUAGAGUGGUGGGUUUUUCCCCACAAAUGUCUGGGGCAUUUUUGUCAUUUCAACCGUGACUUUAUAAAAAUAAAUCGAUCCUGGACCUCAAAACAAAUAUGAAAAAAAUUAAAUGGUUAUGACUUUAAAACCCUCCAAAAUGUGCGUGUUGCUUGGCAAGUGUAUGUUCAAAAAGUGUGAUCAGGAAAAGCUGAGCUUGUGACACAAUCACUGCUUUUCUGUGUUGCAUCGACGGUAAAAGGUUCAAGAAAAAAGAAAAGAAAAAAAACACUUG